CGGACUCAACAUACCCACAUCCGCCGCUGUGCUGACACGCCCCUCCUUUGUUUGAGCAGCCAUGACCGCCGAUACCGAGAAAAUAUACGAAGCCAGCCCGCCUCCGGACAUCCCGUUCGAUCCUGCCGCCCUCCCGUCGAAUCUUCAGCUUACGGACGUGCAGCAGAAGCUGUUCGAUGACGUUCUCAAGUACUUCGACAAGGAAGACUACGUUCUUCCCGAUGUGGAGAACGGGACUCUUACGGAGGAGGAGAAGUUCUGGUUGAGCGCUGAAUGCUUGCUGAGGUUCCUUCGUGCCGUUAAGUGGGCCAGUGCUCAGGCAGCAAUCAAGCGGCUCGAGGGUACGCUAAAGUGGAGGCGGGAGUUCGGUGUCUACGAUGUGAUUACCGCAUCGCACGUAGAACCUGAGGCAUUGACGGGCAAAAUGGUGCUCUGGGGUUACGACACCGACAAUCGGCCGGCCCUCUACCUCCGCCCCAGCAGGCAGAACACCGAGGAGAGCAUCCGCCAAGUGCACUUCGUCGUCUGGGCGCUAGAACGUCUAACAGAGUUGAUGGGCCCAGGUGUCGAGACAUUAGCCUUAAUGGUGAACUUUGCCGACCGCGCAAAGAACCCCUCUUUGACUCAAUCCCGCCUCGUCCUCAACAUCCUCCAGACACACUACCCGGAGCGCCUCGGUCGCGCCCUCGUCACCAACGUCCCCUUCCUCGUCAACGCCUUCUUCAAGUUCAUCACACCCUUCAUCGACCCCCUCACGCGCCCCAAGCUCCGCUUCAACCCCGACUGCACCGGAGAGGGCCUCUUUGCCCCCGGGCAGCUCCUCGCCGAGUGGGAGGGGGGCCAGGCGGACUUCGAAUACGUUCACGAGCGGUACUGGGAGCCUCUAGUCAGGUUAUGUGCGGAGCGGAGGGAGAAGAUGUGGGUGGCGUGGAGGGAGCUGGGCGCCAAGGUUGGCGUUAGGGAGUGGGAUGUGAAGUGUAAAGCCGAGUUGGAGGCGAAGGCGAAGGAGGGAGAGGAGGGGACGAAGGCGACGGUGGGCACGCCGAUAACGGACGUAGCGGCCGAGGAGAAUGAGGCUGAGACGCAAAACGGGGAAGCGGCUGCCGCGGUUGCUCUCUGAACGUUGGGUCUCGAGGUGCGCGAUCAUGUGUCUUUUUGGUUUAUUCGAAGCCUACUGGGCUUCCUAGAUGUGAGCUAGAUGACGCGGGCACACCUCUUGCUGAAUAGACGUAUCUUAGAUGUUAGUCUAGUCUUGAUGAUUAUGUGUCG
Molecule: messenger RNA, 1269 nt
Organism: Dichomitus squalens LYAD-421 SS1
Lineage: Eukaryota; Fungi; Basidiomycota; Agaricomycetes; Polyporales; Polyporaceae
Product: CRAL/TRIO domain-containing protein
Exons: 6
Coding region: 62-1120 (352 amino acids)
Molecular function (GO): phosphatidylinositol transfer activity
Source: RefSeq, a predicted model, not a curated record